AUGGCAGCAGCAAUCAUCAUCAUGAGUAGCAGCUCAGACAGUGAAUGGGCACACCCAUACUACAGAAGUAAACAUUUGAUAUGCUGUGUUUACUACUUUGCAGGUUCUUACUGUAACCGUACCUGGGAUGGAUGGCUGUGCUGGGAUGACUCUUCAGCCAAAUCGAUGUCUGCACAGCAUUGCCCUGAUUACUAUCAGGUCUUUGAUCCUGCAGAAAAGGCAACCAAGAUCUGUACUGAAAAUGGAAAGUGGUAUCGACACCCUUCAAGCAAUCGAAUAUGGACCAACUACACCCAGUGUACAGCCCAAACCAUGGGCAAGGUCAAGACAGUAUGGAACCUCUAUUAUUCGGCUAUUACAGGUCAUGUGAUUUCUAUCGUGUGCUUACUGCUUGCCUUGUCUAUAUUCUACUACUUCAAGAGUCUCAGCUGCCAGAGGAUCUCACUGCACAAAAACCUCUUCGUAUCGUACAUCCUCAACUCCAUCGUCAGCAUCAUUUGGCUGAAGGUUGUGGCCAAUAACCAGGAUUUGGUAUCUAGGAACCCUGUUGACUGCAAGGUGUUAAACUUCAUUCACUUGUACUUGACGAGCUGCACUUACUUCUGGAUGCUUUGUGAGGGAAUCUACCUCCAUACUCUCAUCAUCGUGGCUGUGUUUGUGGAACAGCAACAAUUAUUCUGGUACUACAUACUUGGAUGGGGGUUCCCAUUGAUUCCAGCCAUUAUACACGCAGCUGCCAGAAGCAAAUAUUUCAACGACAAUUGCUGGAUCAGUUCAGGCACUCAUCUCCUGUACAUCAUUCAUGGUCCAAUAUGUGCUGCCUUAUUGGUCAACCUGUUUUUUCUACUCAACAUUGUUCGAGUUCUUAUCACAAAGCUGAGGGUUACCCACCAGGCGCAGUCAAAAGCCUACAUGAAGGUUGUGCGAGCCACAUUGAUUCUGGUGCCAUUGCUUGGCAUUCAGUAUGUUCUGGUUCCAUCAAAACCCAAAGGGCACAUUACUGGAGAGAUUUAUGAACAUGUGAUGCACAUCUGUAUACAUUAUCAGGGUAUACUGGUGACAACGAUAUUCUGCUUUUAUAAUGGAGAGGUGCAAAGUGCAUUUAAAAGGCAGUGGUCACAGUACAAGGUCCAGUGCAGCCACCAAUUAACAAGCACAGAUGUCUUCCACUCUAACGCAACAUCUGUGGCAGAGAUCACAAGAUACAUGCUCACACAGCCCACGAAUACAAACCACAUCAACAGCAAAAGCUGCCCUGAGACCGUUGCAGUGAAAGUGCCAAGCAUCCACAUGUGAGGGACAAUCAAGACCACCACCACGCCUUUCAGGCUUUCUUCAAUAUCUUCGCAAUAUAGAGACAAAAAGGCUUUCCUUUACAUACAGCAUGAUCCUAUGUCUUAGGAAUCUUUCAGUGCUCUAAUUUACAAGGAAUUUGUUGGAGGUCCAAUUCUUGUUAUGUAUCACAUUUAUGUAUAUGUUGAUGUUUCUGUAACCCAGUGACUCACUGUGACUUGUUAUGCUACUUGUGAGAUUUUCUGAACAGUUCAAUAGGCCAGUCAUGAAAAAUGGUCCAGGAAGAAAGGCCUCAAGAUUUCCAUUCUGAAAAUUCAGAAGUCACAGAACUAUUUUGACACCACUUUUAACAUAGAGUGAGGCACUGCUGGAUACUCUAUGACACCUGGGUGAACUUGUGACAAAAAUCAGUUUUGGGGCAGCAUGGUGGCUCAGGUGGUUAGCACUGCUGUGUCACAGCACCAGGGACACAGGUUUGAUCCCAGCCUAGGGUGACU
Messenger RNA from Rhincodon typus (whale shark), 1790 nucleotides. Its product is annotated as calcitonin gene-related peptide type 1 receptor-like. The transcript is spliced from 11 exons. Gene Ontology annotation, molecular function: adrenomedullin receptor activity; calcitonin receptor activity; calcitonin gene-related peptide receptor activity. Gene Ontology annotation, cellular component: plasma membrane. The coding region runs from base 1 to 1296 and encodes 431 amino acids. Gene Ontology annotation, biological process: adenylate cyclase-activating G protein-coupled receptor signaling pathway; cell surface receptor signaling pathway; angiogenesis. The record is from RefSeq and is a predicted model, not a curated record. NCBI's taxonomy places the organism in Eukaryota, Metazoa, Chordata, Chondrichthyes, Orectolobiformes, Rhincodontidae.